CACUCUUCAACAUAUCUAUCUUUCCACAAGGGACCCUACCGCUCUAGACCAAUUCAUAAAACCCCUGGAUUAUACAUCUUUGAAUCAAUGGCUCCAAGCUCAAAUCAUCAUGCCAAAAAGCAAUUUGGUCAUAGUCUUCGAGCUGACUUUCUGAUUGCUGACGACUACACCCUCAUGAACCAUGGUUCAUAUGGUACAUAUCCUGCUGUAGUAAGAACAGCGCUUCGACAGUAUCAAGAUCGCGCUGAGAAUUGUAUCGACACCUGGUUCAGGCGAGAUAUGUAUACCGAGGUCCAAAAAGCAAAGGAAAAGCUUGCUACCCUGAUUCACUGCCACGCAGACGACCUAGCUUUCAUCGCAAAUGCAAGCACUGGUAUUAACUCAGUGGCUCGUAGUCUUCCCUUUCAGUCUGGAGAUAAAAUAUUGCAGCUAUCGACAAUUUUUGCAGCUACAGGAGCCACAAUGAGAUUCGUGAGAGAUACCAGAGGUGUGGAACUUAUCAUCUUGGAUCCCACAUAUCCUAUCAGUGAUGACGAUUUGGUGGCUAUGAUUGAGGAAGCUAUUCUCAAAGAAGAGACCAAAGUUGGUGUGACUGGCGGCAAGAUCAAGAUGGCUGUAUUGGACACUAUUUCAUCAACGCCUGGUGUACGAGUUCCGUUUGAGAGAAUCAUCAAGUUGCUGCGGAAACAUAAUAUUCUGUCUUUGGUGGACGGAGCUCAUGGAAUUGGUCAAAUCCCUUUGAAUCUUCAUGAAACGGAUCCGGACUUCUUCAUAUCAAAUUGUCAUAAAUGGUUGUACACCGUGCGAGGCUCGUCUAUCUUAUACGUGGCCAAGCGAAACCAGCGAUAUAUCCACCCGGCUAUUACUAGCGAAUAUUACAAGGACCAUUCCGAUCUAAGUGAUAUGUCUGAAACUUUCCACAAGGAAUUUAGCUGGCAAGGCACGCAAGACUUUUCAGGCUUUUUGACUACUUUUGCUGCUUUGGAAUACCGUGAAUCACUUGGUGGAGAAGAGAAGAUUCAAGAGUACUGCGGGAAUUUGGCUCGACGUGGAGGAGAGCUGGUAGCCAAGAUACUAGGCACGGAAGUGAUGGAAAAUGAAGAAAAAACGUUGACGGCUAUGAUGGUCAACGUCAGACUCCCUCUUGUUGCUCAUGAAAACGAUGGGUACUAUAUGGAGCGAUUCCUUGAAGAAGGAGCGUUCAAACGCAAAUGUUUUGCUCCUGGUUACAAGUACAAAGGCACGUGGUAUACGCGUUUGAGCGCGCAGGUGUAUAUGGAAGAGAGCGAUUUCGAAAAGGCUGCUCACGUUCUCAAAGACAUUUGCGAGCAGCUUGAACAAGAACGGCUGGAGGGGCAGAAGAAAUAAAAUAAACUGUAAACGAUAAUAAAUUGACAUGUCGAUAUUUUUUAAAGCUAAGCUAAGAAACAA
Molecule: messenger RNA, 1431 nt
Organism: Umbelopsis ramanniana AG
Lineage: Eukaryota; Fungi; Mucoromycota; Umbelopsidomycetes; Umbelopsidales; Umbelopsidaceae
Exons: 4
Coding region: 88-1368 (426 amino acids)
Source: RefSeq, a predicted model, not a curated record